Messenger RNA from Cutaneotrichosporon cavernicola, 1326 nucleotides. RefSeq lists its product as uncharacterized. Gene Ontology annotation, biological process: mitotic spindle organization; mitotic sister chromatid segregation; cytoplasmic microtubule organization. The transcript has 8 exons. Gene Ontology annotation, molecular function: GTP binding; structural constituent of cytoskeleton. NCBI's taxonomy places the organism in Eukaryota, Fungi, Basidiomycota, Tremellomycetes, Trichosporonales, Trichosporonaceae. The record is from RefSeq and is a predicted model, not a curated record. Gene Ontology annotation, cellular component: cytoplasm; nucleus; spindle pole body. Bases 1 to 1326 code for a protein of 441 amino acids.
AUGGGCCGCGAGAUCAUCUCCAUCCAGACCGGCCAGGCCGGUAACCAGAUCGGACAAGAGUUCUGGCAGAAGCUGUGUGCAGAACAUGGAAUCUCACCAACGGGUAUGCUCGAGGACUGGGCCGAGAACCAGGGUGACCGCAAGGACGUCUUCUUCUACCAGGCCGACGAUGAGCACUACAUCCCUCGCGCGAUCCUCAUCGACCUCGAGCCACGAGUCAUUAACAACAUCCUCACGUCGCCGUUCAAGGGGCUCUACAACCCCGAGAACAUCUACGUUUCGAAGAACGGCGGCGGUGCGGGCAAUAACUGGGCACAAGGUUAUGCCGCAGGCGAGCGCGUAUACGACGACCUGAUCGAGAUGAUCGACAGGGAAGCGGACGGCAGCGACAGUCUAGAGGGGUUCAUGCUGCUCCACUCCAUUGCCGGCGGUACAGGAUCAGGCCUUGGCUCGUUCCUCCUGGAGCGCUUGAACGACCGCUUCCCCAAGAAGCUCAUCCAGACGUACUCAGUCUUCCCCGAGGCGUCCGACGUCGUGGUGCAACCAUACAACUCGCUGCUCGCCACGAAGCGGCUGGUGAACAACGCCGACUCGGUCGUCGUUCUUGACAACGGCGCUCUGACCCGUAUCGCCGCGGACCGCCUGCAUGUCCAGGACCCGAGCUUCGUCCAAACAAACCAGCUAGUCUCCACCGUCAUGGCCGCGAGCACGACUACCCUCCGCUACCCGUCGUACAUGAACAACGACCUCGUAGGGAUCAUUGCGAGCUUGAUCCCGACGCCCAGGUGUCACUUCCUCAUGACGAGCUACACGCCGUUCACCGGCGACGAGAUCGACAAGGCGAAGUCGAUCCGCAAGACGACUACGCUGGACGUCAUGCGCCGCUUGCUGCAACCGAAGAACCGCCUAGUAUCCACGACGUCAACGCGCACGUCGUGCUACGUGUCGUGCUUGAACAUCAUCUCUGGCGACGUCGACCCAACGGACGUUCACAAGUCGCUGCUGCGCAUCCGUGAGCGGCAACUCGCCAACUUCAUUCCCUGGGGACCAGCAAGUAUCCAGGUCGCGCUCACGAAGCGCAAGACGUCGCAGAACCGCGUGUCGGGCAUCAUGAUGGCGAACCACACGAGCAUGGCAUCGCUCUUCAAACGCAUGCUCGACCAGUACGACCGUCUGCGCAAGCGUAAUGCGUUCCUCGAGCAGUACAAGAAGGAGGACAUGUUCUCGAAUGGGCUGGAGGAGUUUGACGACUCUCGGCGCGUGGUUGCCGAGAUGGCCGAAGAGUACAGGGCAAUGGAGAGCGAGUCGUACAUCACUUACGGAUGA